Drosophila suzukii is the source of this 7698-nucleotide messenger RNA. RefSeq names its product immunoglobulin domain-containing protein Bsg (gene Bsg). Gene Ontology annotation, cellular component: axon; plasma membrane. Gene Ontology annotation, biological process: homophilic cell-cell adhesion; axon guidance; dendrite self-avoidance. Gene Ontology annotation, molecular function: cell-cell adhesion mediator activity. Lineage: Eukaryota; Metazoa; Arthropoda; Insecta; Diptera; Drosophilidae. The record is from RefSeq and is a predicted model, not a curated record.
CAGUUGUAUGUGUGUGUGUAUUGUAUGCAUGUGAUGUAAGGUCAUUCGCGUGAAAAUAUCAGCGAGGAAAAAAUCGAAUUUUUGUGUUUUGUGUGCUAGCAUAAAAUUAAAACCGAACCGAAUGACAACAAAAAGAAGAACGAGAAGCGCACGAAAAGUUUACCUUCAAACGAAAAUAAAUGCAAAAUGAGAAAUUUUUUUAACGUUUUAUUUGCGAAAAUAGCUUAAUGAAUUAAGAACGAAAUAGAAAAGCUGGAAGUGGAAGAGCCAAAGAAAGGAAAGCUGGUCUAAAUAUUAAAUAGAAAAUUCGCAUUCAAGCAAAGCACCAAAAGGAAGAUCCAAAACAAACCAACCAACAACAACAUCAACUGCAUCAACUAAUAUCAAAUUAAACAACUGAGCCUAAUAACGUAUACAUUUAAAGAUCUAUUUAUAAAUAAUUAUUUACCAUAAUGAUUUAGUAAGUUAAGCUUAAAGUACAAAAAAGAAAAGUAAAGAAAAGAAACACCACAACCUACAACAACCAACCAACACAAAUAAUUAAUCAAUCAUUAAACGGAGUAAACUCACAAAUCUAAAAUAAAUGCAAAUGACAAGGAAAUAACGAAAACGACAGCAACAACAAGUCACCAACAACCAUAACAACACACAUCGGCAGCAUAAUUAAUAACAACCAGCAACAACAACGGAUCAAUACCAAAGAUGGAGGCAAAAUUCUUGGCUAGCGCUCUUUCAUUCCUCUCGAUAUUUUUAGCGAUUUCUGGUCAAUCACUUGCCAACGAGCAGGCGGCCAUCUACUAUGGCGACCACGAAGUGAGCGUGGGCAAGGACUUCUCCAUCACCUGCAUUAUCCCGGUCACGGAGCAGAUCCAUUGGCUCAAGAAUGGGGAGCCGAUCACAAGGCACAACCUGCGACACGGGCGCGAUGAUCAUGCCUACGCUUUGUCGGAGACUACGUUCGAUGAUGAAAACCCCAAGAUCGAGGCCCACCUGAGCGUAAAGCAUGCCCUCAAGGUGCACGAGGGUAUCUACCAGUGCAACCGACACCACAGCAGCUUCAUGCUGCGAGUGCUGGAUCCCAAGGGAGAAGGAGCGGGCAACCCCACCGAGUCCGGCUAUCAAACCAUUGAUGAGCUGACGUCCAACUCGGCGGAUGUGUUCUCAACAGUGUGGGGAAAGCAGCAGGAGCAGCAGCAGCAGCAACAGUUGUCCCACCAGUCGCACAAACAGCACAAGUCGCAUUUGGGCUAUGGAAACCUCAGCCUGUCCGGACCUCACUCCUGGAACCCCUCGGCGGUUGGAGGCGGCAUCCAUCGCGUCUACUCGGCCACACCGCCCGACUUUCCACCACCGCGCCUUAAUCCGCAGGAGCACACGGUGGCGCCGCCGGAGCCACCCACCAUACUGUACAAUCAGACGUAUUCCACUGCCAGUGCCACUGCCACGGAGGCCAGCCUGUUCCUAACGACGGCGCACCACCAUGCCCACCACCAGCAGCAGUUGCAGCAGCAGGCGCAGCACACGCUGAACGCCUUCCAGCUGCAACCGCCGCCGCGACCCAAUCCUGGCCAGAAUGAGCGGCACAGGACCCAUUCGCCGCACUAUGAGCCGCCUGUGGUGGGCUCUGGAUCGGAGGAAGACGCAAGAAGAGGAGGAGGAGGAGAGCACACCACUAUUUCAGCAUCCUCCAGCACAAAGGGCUUAAUGGGUGGAUAUGAUGGUGCAGGUGCGGGAGGUCCUGCGGGUGCCACUGCCCCAAUGAUGGGUGCUGGUGGCCAUAUGCUGAUGGGUGGCCAUGGGCAUCAGGUGCAUCAAGUGCAUCUACAGCACCAGACGCUCUUGCCCGUCAAGAUGGAUAAGCUGGUGCCAAACUAUGAUAAUAUCGAGCAUAAAAUGAAAUUUUACGACAUCAAAACGCCGCUGGUUCUCAGCUGCAACGUGAAAGACGAAACCACGAAGGCCGUACUCAUAUGGAAAAAGAACAACACCUCGGUGACGGAGGUGCCUUCGCUAAGAGGUCGCUUUAAGAUAAUCGCCGACGAGAAGAAGUUCAUUAUCGAUAAAACGGAGGCGAACGACCAUGGAAAUUACACUUGCGAGAUCGACGGCGAGUCUCAGAGAAUCGAAGUGAUUGCCCGCGUUGUUGUAAGAGUGCCUUCAAAUACAGCUGUUGUGGAGGGUGAGAAGAUGUCGGUGUCCUGCACCGUUGUGGGAACCGAUCCACAACUGACUUGGACCUUUGGCAAUGUAACGCUGACAAACGCCACAGAUCGCUUCAUCCUCAAGCAGGAGAACGGCGUGCAAAACGCCAUUCUGACACUGGAUAAUGUGACAUUGGACGACAGAGGCGAGUACAAAUGCAUUGGACGCAAUGCGGCCAAUGACUAUGGAGUAAACACCACCGCUCCUGCCAGCGACUUCACAACUGUGCGUGUUAAGGGCAAAUUUGCCGCCUUGUGGCCUUUCCUGGGCAUCUGUGCUGAGGUGCUGAUUCUGUGCAUCAUCAUUCUCAUCUACGAGAAGAGACGCAACAAGAGCGAACUGGAGGAGAGUGAUACUGAUCCCCAAGAACAGAAAAAGAAAAGGAGAAAUUAUGAUUAAAAUUCCUAAGCAAAAGAAAGAACACACCGUAUAAAGAAUAACAAAUAAAUCCAUUUAAAUAUGAGCAAAAAACAAGUAACAGAAAGUAAAAUGCAUUAAAACAUUACAUAAACUACAUAAAACUAGCGAAAUGAAGAAGUAAUGAAACCGAAAUAAAGAAAACGGUCACCAGAGAAAAAGUUGUGUAUCCACACCCCAUCCCAUUUCCCCUCUCCCAUCAAAACUGCAAACUUUGUUUAGCAAAAUUGUAUUUUAUUAAAGAAAUAUAAAAGAAAGCAAACAAUUAAUAUUAAACAAGAGGAAACCGAAGUAAAUCUAAAAUUAUAUUAAAAUGGAAAGUGAUAGCAGUUAAACGAACACUAAUAAGAGAAUACGGAUAAACGAUGGCAGUAUAAAGGAACUUUAGCAAUUAACCAUAAAGUGAAGCGUUAACUCCAAAGCAAAGCAAAAAUGUCGCACAUGCCACUCCCUCUCCCACGCACCCUUCACCUGAAAACAACAGAGUAAUAUUGUACAUAACCUAAAAGUUGAGAAAAUCUGAAGAAGGCGAUUUUCUUCUGUCUCUGCCUGACUCACCGUGAAGCAAGUAGGCAAGGCUCUGUCUCUCUCUUUCCUAGCAAGAGGACUCUUUAUACAACUAUGAUUUUUUAGGUAGCGAUAUUUUGAGGUUAGUUUUUAGUUCGAAACGGAACUCAAAAAAGAAAGCAGAGAAAGCGAAGCGGAAGCAGCAGCACCACAUUUGCGAGGAAGAGAAAGAGGAAGAGGAAGGAGAACACGAUGGAACAUGAUGAAAGAGAUUGGAAGACGACGUUGAAAGAACUCUGUUUAUUAAACUUAGUUAAAGCGGUGUAUUGGAAAACUGAAGAUGAACUUUUUAAACAAUUAAGUAGCGCGUUAUGAGUAUAUUUUUAAAGGAUUAAUACCACAACUAGUAGCUGAUGACGGAGAGAUAGACGAAGCAGAAGCGUUGGAAGCGAGAACAUUGUAUAUUGCAUAAUUUUAGGAGGAAAGGAUGGAAGUGAAUCAGAUGCGUACUGCCAAAACUUGUAAAGUUCAGUACUAUUUGCUUAGCCUCAUUUUUGGUAAACAAAAACUAAAAACCAAAAUCAAAACACACUAAGAACUAAAAAAUAAAAAAUCAUAAGCUCUGUUAAUUCAUUUCUGUUGUUGUUAAUUUUGGUUGUUUAUGUAUAAUGUAUGUGUAUAAAAAUCGAAUUGCGAUGAACUAAGAACUAAAGCGGUCUUCAAUUCACAUCUUAACUCGUAAUCAUACUAAAAUCGUAUAUAUAUAUUAAUAUAUGUAUAAAUUUGUACGACUUUUACUUUAGUUGAUGUUUUUAUUAUCGUGAACUUUUCGUUGUUGAUUUCUUCGCCGCCACCAAAGCUUUAAAUAUUUACAUAGUAAACUGUGUUCUCAGCAAAACGAUGAAGUUAAUAAAAUAAAAUUAUGUUAAAUAACACAAGACGAGACGAUUUGUAUAGUAAACUAAAUGAGCAUAAUAAACAGAACCCUUGGUAAAAACCAACAAAGAAAUGUUCUUGUUAUAUAUAUAAAUAAAGAAUAUAUAUAUAAAAUUGCUAUAUAUAUAGAUCACGUGUGUGUGUGUGCAUGUUCGAUUACAUAGUUAUAUACAUAUGCGAUGAAUUACAAAAAUAGAGGAAGAAGGGAGAGGUAAAUAAUAGCCUAGAGAGGAGACUUUUUGGAAACCGUCGAUAAAUUCUCGCGCAUAAGUUUUUUAUUCAUGUACAAUUGUUGUACAGUUUUUGUGGCUUAUUUGUGUAUAACAACUAUUAACGACAACAACUACUACUUAUAUUACGAUUGAUCUAUUAUGCAUAACUGUACAUUUAACAGACCUUCGCCCCCUUCAUUGUAUCUGUAAAAGCCUUAUUUUUCAUUGCUGGGCUUGGUUCCAUCCGACCGAUUCCCCAUCGACUUUCUCUCUUUCGACCAAAACCCCUUACGAAACAGACAUCCUUGAACCCCUUUGAACUGAAAAGUAAUCCCAACAAGAAGAAGAACAGCUACGAUACCUAUUUACUGCUAUAUUGUAUAACGUAAUGUUACCCACAACAACACGAACAACUAAACCAUACACACGUAACUAACUUUGUAGCAAACCAAACCAAAUCAACUUCGGAACACUCGACAACUAUGCUAUAUAUAUACAACAUACUAACGAAAUGGAUGCAACAAACGGAAACUAUACAUACUUAUAUAAUAUACACUUAUAUACAAACAACCACAUACGCAGUAUUGUAUGUCUUUUUGUACAGAAAACAAACGACAAACUAAGCCUGACAACAAACAAAUCGUGUAUCCUAACUAAACUCCUCAGAUAGAACAUAUGACUCCUUCGCAGCACCCCAUUUCUAUUUUUCCACCUCACCCUCUCUCAUUUACCGAUCGCCGACCGAUCCAUAUCCAUUGUUUGCCCAUCAAUUGUUGCUAACUACCGAUCAAUAUAAUCAGCAAACGCAGAUUUUCUUGGCACACACUUUUGACUCUCACGCGUUAGACGCUUCAUGAGUAGAGCAGCUAAAUGUGAACAUCAGACGAAGCUCUAGUUAAGUUACAAGGAGGAACCUUAUAUAUAUUAUAUAUAUAACAUAUAAAUAAAUAUUAUUAAUAAUUACACGUACUUUUAAUUAGUCGCAUAAGCCAAAUGUCGAGAGGGAAAAUCACAAGCCGAAACGAAAGCUAAGACUAAACUUAAGCCAGAAAAGCGGUUCACAGCGGUUCUCCCGAAGGGCAACCCAAUUAGUUAAAGCUAAAACUGACGAGUUAGGUUCAAAAUUCAGAAAGGUCCUUGUUUUUUUGUUUGCUUACGGAGUGAGCAUACAAGCUAUGAAGCUUUGAAAUUUAAAUCACAACUGUCUCUCUUGGACUUUUCAUUCUGUGUGUUUCGGUGCUGCAAAACCCAAGAUGGCAGUGGGAAAAGAAGGAGGAAUGCCCCCAAUGAAAAACUAUACACUAUGGAAGCAACGAUUUCCAGAAACACUUGUUAUGGCAUUAUCAAAAACGUUUGCAGAACCAAAACACAUUGCAUGCGAAAUCAGAGCCAAAUUUAUGUUUGUUUAGAACGAUUCCUUUUGGCGGAUUCACUGGCAAGUCACACAUUUUGUGUUAAUUCCAGCUCUGGGAAGGAGCUAGCUUCCGAUAGAGAAGGAAAUGAGAAUACGUAGGAGGAGCAUUCAGCCGGCCAGGCUGAACUUUCGGCGAAUCGAACCCGUUAAAACCUAACUUUGUUUUCCGCAGGCGCCCAGAGUAGUGUAAAAAACCUAUAGGAGACACUGUAGGAAAACAAAUAAUUGCCUUAGGGUUUCAGUAGAAAUAAAACAAAAUAUUAAGAAAUAAUUUAACUUUUAAAUCAUUUCCCUUAUCGGCGACUUUGAGCAAAACGUGUGACUUGGCCUUAAAGGGGGUGUGACAUCAGCACUCCAUAAACCAGUUAGAACUACGGGUAAACACGGUUCGCCAUAAAAGCCAUGAACCGAAAGCAGUAAAAUAUUCUGUAAUCCAAGCUAGUAACCGAAUGUCACACAAAACACACAUGGGCCGGCGAGAGCAAAUGGAAUCCUUCCUUCCGGGAUGAGCUAGAUAUAGGAUAGCUAGCCACAUAAGCCUUUUGGGGAGUUAGAAGAGAAGAAGAAAUCAAUUAAGUGCCAGCCCCGCCUCUCCCUCCUCAGACUUCGCCGUAUAAUAACCAAAUAGAACUCGAUAAUAGGUCCCGGGGAAGGAUUCCAGUUGGUUCCGGGGGCCCUUGCGAAAAGUCUUCAACUAGAGCGAACACAAAACUGUUUCAGAAUACUAAUCGAUAAAAUAUGAUUUUUAGCAAUUUAUAUAAAUUACAUAUAUACAUACAAGUACAUAGAUAACGAAUUAUGGAAACCGAAGCUAAAACUAGACCUAAUCCUAAAUCUAGACCGAAGAGAAAUCACAAACAAGUCAACAGGGCACAGCGCUUCUUAACUAUAUUAAUUUCGACAAGCAGAACUUUUUCUAAACCUAAACCAAACCAAGAAAAUGUAAAACCAACGCUAAUCUUAAAACUAUAACUAACUUUUUAAACUAAUAUUGAAAAUGAACCCAACAAAGUGUUCAUUAAACUAAAACCAAAGGAAUACAUAUAUGUACGAACAUGUAUAUGUGUGUACUUAACGUUAUACAUUAAAGAAACACAACAUUUUGUAUGGCUAUAGCAACAAAAAAUUCAAAAAAGCCCAAAAAAAUUAUAUAAAAAACAGAAAACAUAAGCAGAAGAUGGUGAAAAGAACCCAACAAUUUAGCUAAGUAAUUUAAUGUAAAGAGUUUAUCGAAUAAAUUGAGAAACAAAGCAAAAGGAAAACUUUAAUGAAACUUUCAUCAGAUUUCUAACGAACUUUACGAAUUUCCAAUAAGAAGAAAACUGCGCUCUUUACGCCUAUCUACCGAACAUCUCUUUACAUAGACAUUAUAUGAUAUAAAUAUAAUUAUAAUGGAGGAAAAAGUGGAGGGAAACCGAAGCCGAAUACUUACAUAAGCAUACACUUGUUUUUAGCACUAAAUGAAAUCUCUUGCGUUACUUUUGUUUAACAAAUACUAAUUAAACCAGAUAAAUUAAUAUACAUACAAAACAUACUAUAAACAUACAUACUAUAUAUACAUACAUUACAUAUAUAUAUAAAUAGAGUUUUUUAGAUCGAAAACCCGAAGAAGAAACCCAAAUCCAAUUCCAAAUCCAAAUCCAGUACCCGGAAUCUGAACACGCAAAUCUCGUCUCAUCUCACGGAUGUGCUACACUAAAUUAGUAACUAAACUAAACUAAAACUAAACUAUUGUUAAACCGUAAACCACACGCAUACAUACACAAACACAUAAACAUUAACUAAAUAUUACACGAAGGACAUCAACCAAGUUAAACGUUUAAGCAAGUUUAAGCCAGAUCAGAGAGAAGAAGAGUUUGCAGCCGCUGGCAGUUAGAUCUUGAAAAUCCCCGAAAAAGGCAGUUAGUAAAUGAAAUGAAAGCGAGCCGAACGCGACCGUUAGUGCAGUAUAAUAAACAACAAAUUGUAUUAUAUCUAAGCCCAUGAAAUUAAAACAAAAGUUAAACAUAA